AUGAUUCUUAUAAAUAAUUCUCUUUUAUCAACAACAACAACAACAACAACAACAACAACGUCUGUUGAUUUAUAUCUAAAUUCAACAGUAGAGAUUAAUAAAACAUCGUCUUUCAGUAUAAUUCUAACUAUUAUUAUUCUUUCAUGUUUAAGUAUAUCUGGUUGGAUUUUUAUGUCUUAUGCUUUAUUCGGUCGAUCUGAAGCUUAUCGUGCAAAACCAGAAGAUCAAUUUGGUUCAUCAGAUCCGACAAAUAGAUCAGCUGGUAAUGACUUUUUCUUCGAUUUCGAUUAA
This is a messenger RNA of Rotaria sordida, 291 nucleotides long. NCBI's taxonomy places the organism in Eukaryota, Metazoa, Rotifera, Eurotatoria, Philodinida, Philodinidae. The record is from the annotation of a GenBank genome assembly.